AUGAGGAGCAAGAAAGGAGAGGGAGGGGGGCAGGAGGGAGGGGAAAGCCACAACCAGAGCCAAAAGGAGGAAAGCGGGGGGGCGAAAACACAGGGCGGGGGGGAACGGGGCGGGAAAAGGGGACAAGGGGGAGAGGCGGCGACCGCGAGGCCGGGAGAGGGGGACGAGGCCAGUGGCGGAGACGGAGGGCGGGCAGGGGCGGGGAAGGGAACCCAAGUGAAGGGAAAAGGGAAGGACAAGGAGGGAACGCGAAAAGGACGCAGCGGCCCCGCGGAGCGGGGCGGCGGGCAACCAGGGGCGAGGCGCAAACGCGGGCCCACGCGGGCGGGGGACCGGCGGGGGAGGGGAAGCAGGGGGGCGGAAGGCCGGGGCGCGGAGGCCAGGGGAGGGCGGGAGGGCAGGGAAGGGGAAGGGGCAGGAGGGAGAAGCACAAAAGCGCGGGGCGGAGAGGGGGGAGGAGAGGGGGCCGGGACGGACGGGGAACCGGGCGGGGAGCCAAGGGAGAGGAGCGGCGGCAGCAAAGGCCAAAAAAAAAAAAAAAAGGGGGAAAAGCGGGCACCGGCACGACGGAAAGCACCCCGGGGAGCCGGGCGGCGGCCCACACCAAAGCGGGCCAACGGGCGGGCGCCCACGGCGGCGCCCGCGCAGCCCGAGGCCGCGCCGAGGCCGGCCCGCCGGGGGCCGCGCCGCCCCGCCGGCCCGGCCGCCGGCGGGUUUGCCAGAGAUAUUUCUGGCAAGAGCUUCACUGAGAUUAACCAUUGUUUGCCAGGCUUUGAAUGCCAUGGGAUAAUGCUGAUUUUGUAA
Molecule: messenger RNA, 804 nt
Organism: Dendrobium catenatum
Lineage: Eukaryota; Viridiplantae; Streptophyta; Magnoliopsida; Asparagales; Orchidaceae
Product: protein argonaute 2-like
Exons: 2
Coding region: 1-804 (267 amino acids)
Source: RefSeq, a predicted model, not a curated record